Molecule: messenger RNA, 5552 nt
Organism: Cheilinus undulatus (humphead wrasse)
Lineage: Eukaryota; Metazoa; Chordata; Actinopteri; Labriformes; Labridae
Gene: znf704
Product: zinc finger protein 704
Exons: 9
Coding region: 479-2029 (516 amino acids)
Biological process (GO): regulation of transcription by RNA polymerase II
Cellular component (GO): nucleus
Molecular function (GO): DNA-binding transcription factor activity; RNA polymerase II cis-regulatory region sequence-specific DNA binding
Source: RefSeq, a predicted model, not a curated record
UUUCUCUCUUCGACGUCCAGGCAGUUUUAUCGCGCAUAAGCCGCCAUUUUGCUAAAUCGUGUACAAAUGUCAUUUCGGUUCCUGUAAGUGGUGGUUGUCCGUGUUUUCUCGACGCCUCCUCGGCUCGCAGGGAGCAGUGAGGAAAACAAACAGGUCGAGCGGUGGAAGAUUGGUAGCCGGUUGGAUGUGGAGGUUGUCAAGCGGCGAAUGAAUCGUUUUCGAGUUGAAGGCAUUUUGUCGGGUGCUAAUUCAAACUUUCCCCUACGAUUUAGGUGCUUUUGAGUCCGGUGCAUUUAAGGAGCUCUCGCCUUCCGAGUAUGUUGCCGCUUUCUAACAUUUUAUCAGGGCUGUUGGAGCGCGUAGUCUACCCGCUGCGGUUUUGUGUUUUUUCCGACGUUGUUUACCGGUCGUAAUUCGACGUUUAAUGGUUUAAAUUCACCGGUUUGCCGGUUUUAAAUUCAUUGAGACAGUUUUGGACAUGCAUACGAGGCGUUUGGUGAAGCGGUCGAUCCUCGGCAGUCGCAUUUAUGCGCCGAGUCCGACGGGGGACGGUGCCCCGGUGACAGGGGUGGUCCAGGCGGUGAAGCAGGAAAACAGAGACGUCUCCUCGACCGCAGGAGCCCGGCGCAGCGUCUACACCGUGCUCAUGCAAGACGGGAGCCUCAAGGAGUUCUCAGAGGAAGAAAUAGCCGCUGGGUUCAACCAUACUGCAGCCAAAGGACCGCUCAAAUCCAGCUUGAAGCAGAGCUCCAGUAACGGAGCUCCAGAGAGCCAUAAGGUGGAAGCUGGCUCCCUCAGCCCAGAGGCAGCAGAGGACUGCAGGCGCACUGGUAGGGACCCUGACACCCGAUCAGUGUCCCUGCUGGAACAGAAACGUAAAGUGGUCUCCUCGAGCAUCGAUGUCCCUCACGCCAGACGGUCAGAGGAAGAAGUGGACAUGGACAAGGUGACGGCUGCCAUGGUGCUCACAAGUCUCUCCACCAGCCCGCUGGUCAGGAGUCCACCUGUCAAAGUAAAUGAGAGUGGUUCAUGGAAGGACAAUGGCUCAGUUGGCCCCUUCACCCCGUCCAGUAACAGCUCUUCAGGGGGCUACUGGAGCUGGUCUGCCCCAAGUGACCAGUCCAACCCUUCUACACCCUCUCCGCCACUCUCUGCCGACAGCUUCAAGCCCUUCCGUGUGCCCAGUCUGGGCGGUGUAGGACCUGGCCCUGCUGGACCUGAAGACCCCAGUCUAGAUGAUCAGGACGGCAGCAGCCUGCUCUUUGAUGAGCCCAUCCCUCGCAAGCGCAAGAACUCCAUGAAGGUGAUGUUCAAGUGCCUGUGGAAGAACUGUGGCAAGGUGCUGAGUACCGCUGCUGGCAUCCAGAGACACAUCCGUACCAUCCACCUGGGUCGUAACUGUGACUCAGACUGCAGUGAUGGUGAAGAGGACUUCUACUACACGGAGAUCAAGCUCAACACAGACUCAGUGGCUGACGGGCUGAGCAGCCUGUCCCCCGUGUCCCCAUCUCUCCUCUCUCCCCCUCCUCCUCCCCCCUCUCCCCUCCCAUCCCUCAACCAGCUGGCAGACUCCAACAGACCCCCGCAGUCCUCUGACACCAAGGAGCCUCACGCUGGGGGCAGCACCCCGCUCAGCCGCUCUGCGCCCAGCGCACUCUACCUCAUCCACACGGACCACGCUUACCAGGCCACGGCUCCAGUUUCGAUCCCGUCCAGCAGCAGUAACUCGACCAGCUCGGCCUCUACCAGCUUCACUCCCACCAACAGCUCCAGCUUCAGCAUCUCCUGGCAGUCUCCACCCGUCACCUUCACCGGGAGCACGGUGUCUCCCAGUAAAAGCCAGGGUUUCAACGAGCAGCGCUCUCAAACCAUUGCCGUCCUCUCAUCUCCUCCCAGAGCCACCACCGCUCUCAGUCGGAAGGUGCGUGGUGAAGGGAAAAAGUGCCGCAAGGUUUACGGCAUGGAGAACCGAGAUAUGUGGUGCACUGCCUGCCGCUGGAAAAAGGCCUGCCAGAGAUUCACCGACUGAGCACUCUCCUGUUAGAUCACGGCGCACCGCGCCAACAGGCACUGCAGCCGAAAGCGGGGAGGGGCGUUGUUUUGCAUGCAUUUGAUUUUCUUCGGCUCAAAAAUCCCAACUGUCUGUCAAGCUCCGGCUCUGUCCCUGUGGAUGCCCCUCCCCUUGAGCUCCACUGAACCAUUCCAGGCGUGGAAGGAACCAAAGGACAGCGGAGUCAACUUUUACAAUGCCGUCUGGGAUUCCCACUACUGCCUCGCCAUUCCCAUAUUUCCCAGCUUUGGGAAACCCCAGUGCAGCUAUAUAGUGUAAAAAAAAAAGAUCUAAAGAGUUCUGUUUUUUUAUGUUAAGUUCAGUGUUGCAUCUUUCUAUGUUUUGUAAAGCUCUGGUUUUUAGACGGAAAGUCAAAGAAGGGGUCCAGACAAAAAGGCCAAAAGCUUUUUUUUGUGUUUAAUUACAAGAAAAUAAACUUUUUUUUUAUCCAAAAGAAAAACGGGCCUCUUGCUCCUCCUGCAGUUUUUGAACAACAUUAUGAAAAAGCAUGGAGGUACAAGUCCCAGUUUUUGUUCUUCCUUCAACACGGAUCAUCUCUUGUUCCAUUUCUGGACUAUUUUAGGUGAUUUUUUUAUCACCAGUAUUUCACAGCCUCUCCCCGUUUUACACCUGCUCCUCGUUCUGACUGCGUCGAGGGAAAGAACGGCAGAAGUGAUGCUAAGAAAGAGAGAGAGGAAUAGAGACACACAAGGUUAACGAUCAAUGCAAAAAAGACACAAAUUACAGUCAGGGAUAGCAGAUGGACCAUACCAGAUUUAUCACAAACAAAGCAAACAAACACAGGUAUGACCACACAAUCAAAUCAGAAGACAGGAACUGUUUUCUAUCUCGCUUUUUUUAUCCUGUUUGAUUCGUUCAGUUUGUUUUAUCAGGGAUGUGAUUCUACAGAAAGCAAAAACCAGCAGCUCAAACUGUGCACAGCACUAACUCAACAACCUUCAUUACACAUGACAACUUUGCAACCAAAAACUUCUUAAUCUUCUUUCUGUUUUUUGUAAAGUGCCAUGUUUACUGUUCUUGGUGUAGUUUUUAUUUUCUCCUCUCUUUAUGAACCGAGACUGUUUACAUACCACCUGCUUCAGAAAGUGUGUUCAAACCUCUCUGGAAGAAUGAAGUCAGCUGAGUGAAAGGCCAUAAAACGAUAAACAUGUUUCACCCAAUACAGAGAGAGACAGACCGCCCUCCUCCUCAAGCAACUUUUACACCUUUCAAAGGGAACAAAAUAUCUGUUUACGUUCGCCACAGAGGAGGAGGGCUGAAAACCAAAAGUGAGACAUUUGUACUGUACGUAAGGGAGCACUUACAUGAGUUAAAGAUGAUUCUUUCCUUCGAUAGCCCUCUUUAUGUCCAGCUUUAGCGGCCAUAAGAGGAAGUAACAGCAAAUUCUUGGUUUAAUAUUUGCUCCAAGGGCAGAAUAAGUUCAACGCACUUGAUUAGGUCACUCCUUUGUUGUAUCACGUGCACCGCACGCUUAAUUCACUUGGCAACAUGCGAGUGAAGCUUUGACGCCGACUUUGAUAAAAGUCCUUGUGAUCAGCAUGUAACUUUGUUACUGAUGAGGUCAAAAACGCAGUUAUCUGAUUUUUGUUUGAAUGUGUUCCUUUGAAUUCUGGCCUCCUUUUUGGCGCAAAGGCUGGAAACAAAAUCACAAAGCCAAAUAGUUUACAGAUGUUUUCUUUCUUACUGAUUAAUGGACCAACUUUUUUUGUCACCUGAAGCUCCAGAAACAGCCUGUUAAAGUGAGACAUAUUCUGUAUUUACAGUCUGCUUCAAUUAAAUUUUUUGUUCUGUUACACAUUCAACUCCAAAGUUAGUCUAACCCAACACCAGCUAAUAAACUCACACACUCGCUUAUCAUACACAAAACUUUAGCACCUGAAAAUACUAGCUUUGUUAUUUUUGUUUAAUUGUUUUGGUCUGUUUCUGUAUAUAUGUAGUUCUUGUAUUCUCUCUUAUAAGCUCCAUGGUAACGGCCAGCUAGCUCAGUCGUUAUGUUCACCACCUUAUGAACAAGACAGGUUCAGCUUUGGUGUUACGUGAGGAAAUAAUGUACCGUUCAACCUGUCCAGCUAUUAUUUGAAAGAUAGGGAUAGCCUUAAAGUCACUCUUAAAAAAAUCAUUGUGCUUCUUCUAUGUCAUUUCAUAUUUGUUUCAGAAAGAAAGAUUUAGAAUAUCUCAACUUUUGCCAUCGUAUUAUGUGAACGUAUUAUUGUUUAAAAAAGACAGAUCUAUACACGUAAAGAAGAAACAUUGAUUUGGCUGUUUUUUAUUUUUUCAUAUAUAUACAAAUAUAUAUGUAUGAGUAUAUACUGUUUAUUGAUUUUGUUUUCAUGUUCUGCUGAUGGAUUUUGUACUUUAUUGUUACUGUAGGAGGGAGUGAGGAAUAAUUCUCACACAAGCCAAGCUUGUUUUGCUCUUUCAGUGGAAGUGACCCGCACGCUCCGGCCUCCAGCUCCUUCACGUCACGCUCCCCGCUGCUCCCCGCUAAGCGCUCCAGCACCACAGUUGAUUAAAACCUUUAUCUUAUUUCCAAUUCUCCUCUCUCUGUGUCACGUAGGCCCACUUGCAAUUAGUUUGAUUGACAUCUGGGUGUGUUUGUGCGCAUGUUUGCGGACACACGCUCCUGUGAGUGAACGUGAAGGAGCCUCGGGCAAAGUGUGCAGGGCUGCCACUGAAACUCGGUGCUCUGCCCACCCCCUCCCCUCCAAGCAUUUCUCUUGCUCUGCUAAAGGAGUUCUUAUCAACGGCCUGUGGCAGUUCCCCGUCGGGGUGUGCCCAUGUUGGCGAGGAAACACAUUUUGAGUUUUUGUUGUUCCAGACUUCAGUGGCUGGAUGUGGCCGAUGUUUUCUUUUCAACUCCAUGCACUUCCCACUGCCCUUUCUCCAUCUUUGUGGUGCUUCAUGUGUGUUCUGACUGUCUCCUCCAUUGGUGUGUUUGGAAAAAUCUGGCAGCCAAUCAGAUUGUAGAGGGCUCUGUCCAGGAACAAGUCCCAGCAGACCGUUCAGCAGCAUUGGUAAGAGUGAAUCUUUAGAACGGCAGCAUCCCCAGGCAGCUAAGUCCCCUCAUAGUCCAUCAGCUGGUGCCUUUAAACGGCAUUUGUUUCAACAUGCUUAUUCCAGUUCAAAUAAGCAAAUCUAAAACUUCUGAAGGAUAACUGCUGCCAUUUGUUAAACAUGUCUCGUAGGUCAGUGAGGUCUGGGAUUUGUUCGUGUACCGUGCCCUGGCCCGUCUGAUCAUCUUGGUCCCAUUCACUGCCAAUGGCACAGAGAUGACUCUAGCAGUAAGAGGCGCUCAUAGACACUCAGUCCAGGUCUCCUCUGGCAUACUGUACAUGCUGGUGCUGCAGCCUCGGUGGGGGAGAAAUGGAGGUGCUAUAUUCCCAUGCAGUGCUGUUUCUCCCAUAUGUGUCAUUUUGAGUCCAUUUUGUACACAUUGUUAUGCUGUAGAACAUGAAAAUAAAAACACCCUGCCUCAAGUCAA